AUGAAGGUGAAGAAGGGGUGGCUCGCGGUUCAAGUCGGGUUGGAGGAAGAAGAUGGCAGGGUCGAGAGAUUCGUGAUCCCUAUCUCGUAUCUCUACCAUCCCCUCUUCAAGAGGCUCUUGGACAAGGCUCACGAGGCUUACGGUUACCACGCCAAUGGCCCGCUCCGGCUCCCUUGCUCCGUUGACGAUUUCCUUCAUCUUCGGUGGAGGAUCGAGAGAGAAUCUUCCGGCGGCCACCACCACCACCACCACAGCCACCACCAAAACCACCACUUCCAUGGUGCUUUGUCCUUCCACUCUUGUUAA
This is a messenger RNA of Rhodamnia argentea, 306 nucleotides long. RefSeq names its product auxin-responsive protein SAUR32-like. Gene Ontology annotation, biological process: response to auxin. NCBI's taxonomy places the organism in Eukaryota, Viridiplantae, Streptophyta, Magnoliopsida, Myrtales, Myrtaceae. The transcript has a single exon. The coding region runs from base 1 to 306 and encodes 101 amino acids. The record is from RefSeq and is a predicted model, not a curated record.